Messenger RNA from Symbiodinium sp. CCMP2592, 972 nucleotides. The record is from the annotation of a GenBank genome assembly. NCBI's taxonomy places the organism in Eukaryota, Dinophyceae, Suessiales, Symbiodiniaceae.
AUGGCCGUCGCAUUCUGUUGUGGCGAGGUCUGGUCAGCACUGGGAUUCCGCCUCCUCCUGCCGGACCUGAUCGGGCCGGGUUGGAAGUUCAUGCUGCUGUGGAUCGGUCUUCCACCGCUCGCCCUGUUGUGCCUGGGCUUCCUCAGUCCCGUGGCGCGAUUUGAUACCCCUCACUUCCUGAGCGCCCGCGGCCGCCGGCAAGAACUUCGGGAGGCCAUGCACUUGAUGGCGGCCAUGAACCAUCGCGAGGUGUCAGUCUCCGAGCUCGCUAGCAGCAGCGAGGACUCUGAGGUGCUCGGGAUCUCUGAAGCUUUGGCAUCUUUGGCCACUCGAAAGCAGUCCUGGGGCGUGCUGGCUCUCUCAGUCAUGUUCUUCGUGAAGGAUCUGGCCUUCUACGGCAUGGGAAACUUUUGGCCUCUGGCUUGGCGGAAGACGCAGAGCCUCGCGGGCGCCAGCCCUGCCACGGAACUCCUGGCCACGGCAGCACUGGGAGUACCGGGUGUCGCGGUUGCGAUGCUCUUGAUCUUUUCCCUGCCCAGGCGCGUCGCCUUCGCCGCCGCCGCGGUCCUUUGUUCCUUCGGCGUUUACGCCGUGCACGGCAUCCUGGAUAAGGACAUGUCCCUCGGCUUGACUGGCGUGGUCUUCUUCAAGCUCUUCUAUCCCACUGCACAGAUGACGACGUUCCUGCUGCCGUCGGAGGUGUUCACGACGCAAAUCCGCGUCUGGAGCAUGUCCAUCAUCGCGUUCUGUGGGCGCAUGGCCCCACUCGCGGUGCCGGUGCUCAUCCACAGCUCCACCCGGCUCUUCCUCUACCUGACUAUGGGGCUGCUCCUACUCGCCUCGGUGUUGGUCUGGAGUCUUCCGGAGACGAAGGAUGCAGAGCUCAUCGAGACGCACGGAAGACCUCUUGUUUCCAAGGACGCCGCCUCUUACGGUGCAGCGGCUCACUCCGUUCCGGCGGCUGCAGGAUGA